Molecule: messenger RNA, 3290 nt
Organism: Pomacea canaliculata
Lineage: Eukaryota; Metazoa; Mollusca; Gastropoda; Architaenioglossa; Ampullariidae
Product: mediator of RNA polymerase II transcription subunit 24-like
Exons: 23
Coding region: 157-3138 (993 amino acids)
Cellular component (GO): mediator complex
Molecular function (GO): transcription coregulator activity
Source: RefSeq, a predicted model, not a curated record
AUUUCUAAACAAAGACACCGAACUGUUCAUUAAAUUAUCUGCACUCGACCUCGAAGGGGGACAGAAUUCUGAAAUGUGUAAUGAAUCGUAGGAUCUGUUUCCCGGCGAAUCGCCGUUUCUCUGAAUUUUAAAUACAUUGUUCAUGUUUGCCCAGAUAUGGCAGAGAUAAAAAGAGAGGCAACGAACCUGACUAACAGAGUGAAAAUAUUGCUUAUGCAAGCAUGGAGAGAACGAUGGUCAGAUGUCCAGUGGGGUAUCCAGCUUAAACGCCUUUUCUCUGUGCAUAGUGGGGAAUCCUGUGAUUUAGCAGAAAUUCUUCUUCAGCAAACACUUGUUGGAAGCAGCCCCAAUUCUCUUUUGUUGUCAUACCUCAAGCACACUGUAUUGUCUCAAAUUGUGCCAUGCAGUUCAGUGCUGAACUACAUAGCUGCAUUUGAUGACUUAUCUCGUCCAUACUGUGUGCUGGCUCUUAUACAUCUGGCUGAAGUUUUUGGCACCAAGCUCAGUUUCAGCUAUGGGCCUGACAGCUCACUGCAGGUAUGUCGCUCUCUAUUGGGAGUUCUCCACUGGCUGCUUCUACAGCUACUCAAGUGUUUACAGACGAUGAGAGAAGAGCGUCCUGAAUUGAUUCAGGUCAUGGACUCGGCAAGCAAGGCUGCCACUGGAAUGCUGAGGCGCCCAACUGUCACAGCAUUGCUACAGGUUGCUCGUGCUGACAAUACUGAGGCAUAUAGAGAAUUUGAACAGUCAGAAGUGAACUUGCGAGGAACACUCAGUCAGCUACCUCCUGGGGUAAUACCUGAUAGCACCAGAGAAAGUAUAUCUACCAUGCUGACUUUAGCAGAAGAAUUGCCAGAUGUACAGGUGCCAUUAGAGCCAGUUCUGCAUGCACCACAUCUGCCUGUCUGCCCAACAUUAAAUGCUCUUGUGGCGCUAGAAGCUGUUCUAAAUUCCAAUAGUGAUGUACAGCCAUUUGUUGAUCAGAUUCUUAUGUUAGCUCGUCUCAUGAAAAUUAGCCGACCUUUGCUGUUCUUGGAAAUAUUUCGUGCUUGCUUCAUGGGACUUGUUGACUCCACUACUAGUUCUGAAGAGCUUAAGUGGGCCACUUUCACAUUCCUGAAGAUGCGUCAGAUUAUGGUCAAGAUACAGCAGUUAAACCCUGGUCCUGACUUCAGCUCUGAUGUGGAGAAAGGCAUUGACAUGUUGUUACAGUAUCGCCACCUUUUGGACCAGGCAGACAUUAAGCAUAGAUGGGACUGUCUAAGCCAGUUUCUGAAAGAGUGUAUGCAGUUUAACAUUCUUACAGAGAACCAAAUGAACCUGCUAAAGCAAAAGAGGCAAAUACAGCGUGAACAGUUACGACCAGGAGAUCUCACCACCAGCACAACCAGCAGCGUAGGUCUCAUUGCACGUGCUGAGACGACGGUAAUCAGUAUCCUGAAGGUAGAGACAUUAGAUGCAGACCACCAAAAGAACCAGGACCCUUUAGUAGGAGUCCUCAGCCAAAUGUUGUCAGGUAGAAGCUUUGAGAUAAUAACAUCCGCUGCAGCUUCAAUGGGAGAGCUGAAGAACUUCACUAUGAAACUCAUAAGAACCAAUGAGUUUGCACGAGUGGGGCCAGCAGAUACCAGCAAAACAUCUCAGACACGUGCACAGCUAUUUGAUAUUACUUUCCUCAUGUUGUGCCACAUCAUUCAGCUGCAUGGCAUGGAGAUAGUCACUGGUCACAAAGAGGCAUCUGAGUCAUUCAUUGUGCAGUGGGCACAGCGAUGGCUGCCAGAAGAUGGGAAGUAUCGAAGUCUAGACACUACUGCUGUUCCUCAGGAUCAAAGCAAAGUUGAUUCCCUUCUUAUGCAGUUUAUGUCUGGAGACCCAAGAACAAAUGUUCAACGAUGGCAUGAGUUAUGCAUCAACACACCUUUUGCUGUGCAAGAGGUUCUGUUUGCUUGGGAACAUAAAGCCCUUGCCAAAGAAAAAGUCAUGGCAGUAAUGGACAGCAUAAAGAGCCGGAUGAGUUGCUUGUCAGUUGUCACCUGUGUCUGGCUGUGUAGUUAUAUGAAUGUUGUUGGAACAGAUGCAAGGCAGAAGCCUCUGGCCAUGCUUGAACAUCUCACAAGGGUCAAAAUUGAACAAGCAACUUCUACAGAGAGCCGUUCGCAUCUGAUGCACAUGGUCAUGGAGCGAAUUAUGAAUGAUGUCUUGCCUGGAAGUCACCCCCAGCGCACGUGUGCCCACAUGUAUGUGUCUACUGAUGUGCUGCCCAUUGUAACACUCCAUAAAACACUGACAGAUGCAUUUCAACGAGGCUGGCUGGGGCUGAGCAGCAUUCAUACACUGGAACAACUUCUGGCCUUGUGUGGCUCUGACUGGUUCUGUGAAAAAGUUGUAAUGCAAAUGUUGGAGUGGAACAAAGCAGAAGAGCUCAGUCAGGCUCUUAGUCUUGUCCUGGCCAUAUUCCACAUGGAUCUAGAACACCUCACCCACUCCAUGCUUCUGCGGCUGAUGCCACGACUGCUACUGUCCACAGUCCACACACACAUGCUGACUGACCCGCGGGGCUUUACACUGGCAAAGCUUUGUGUUCUUUGCAUCACAGGCACUCAGACUUCUAAGAUUGGACAGAAAGAACCCUAUGUACGACGAAGUCGGAAGAGAUCAAAAAUAGAUGCAGAGCUAGAGGAUAUUGAUGAUUCAGACAUAAGGCCAGGAAAAGUGAGGAAGUUACAUGAACCACAAUUAACUCUAAAUUUGGAAGGUUUUAAUCUAGAUGAUAUAUCUGCAAAAGAGGAUGGGGAGUCUUCACCAAACUUUGACUCCAAAGACCCAAUGAAUAAAGCUCUCAUCAAUUUGUUCUUGCUGAUGAAUGCCAUCAUACAUGAUCCCUCCCUGACUCCUCGUACAACAUUCAUCAUUUCUUUCAUCGAGGAGGCUAUCAAGUGUGGUGCACAGUAUGCCCGCUUUAUCCUACAGUUCAUGCCACCAACCAUGCUGCCACAGUUGAUGAAGACAAUGCCAGGAGUUUUUUCCAAUGCCCAAAUUCUUCAGAUCUGUGACCUUACCAUGCUGACAGGCCGAAAGGUUGCUGCCAAAGCUAUCUCCAGCAACUCACGUUUUAUGGACAAAACAGCAUCAGUGUAAUUGCAACAGACUUGGAGAUUUUGAUGUCAUUCAUUUUGUUUCUUUAUUGAGAAGAAAACAUCUCAUUGCAGGAUUCUCGUUCAUAACUGUAUUUUAUGCUGUAAUCUCAUUUGUAAUAAUACGUUGAUUUCAAUGAUCAAAGUCACUCUGCA